CGCUUCCUCAUUUUUAAAAGCCUCGCCACUGCGCCCCUGUACAGAGAGAGAGAGAGAGAGGGGUGGCAGCCGCAGGUUUUCAAAAAGGGCGGGGGAUCAUGGCUGAAGAAACUGUUUCUCAAGAGCUGCGCAGCGCCUCUGAGCUGAGGAUCGUGCUGCUUGGGAGAGGAAGGGCUGGGAAGAGUGAAGCAGGAAACACUAUACUGGGCAGAGCGGAGGGAAGAUCGGGAUUCAGCUCCUCUACAGUAACGGAGUGUGUGAAGAGAGCAGGAGAAGUGUCUGGGAGACGGGUCACUGUGGUCGACACUCCAGACUUGUUACACGCAGACCGGGUUGAGAUUGAGAGAUGCGUUUCUCUGUCUGCCCCGGGACCCCACGCUCUCCUCCUGGUGAUACCCGUGUGUACAAAAGAAACGAUUGACUCUUACUGUGAGUCUAUAGUAGAAGAGUGUUGCAUAUCCUUUGAUAAAGUGCAGGAGCUGUUUGGUGAGAAAGCUGUGAGGAACACAAUGAUCCUUUUCACCCACUGGGAUUAUCUGAGAGGCAGGAAGAUUCAGCAGUACAUUGAGGAAGCUGGUGAGGAGCUCCAGCAGCUUGUUGAGAAAUGUGGGAACAGGUAUCAUGUUCUCAACAAUCAGGACAGGCGUGAUCGCACUCAGGUCACACAGCUCCUGGACAAGAUAGACAACAUGGUGAAGGGAAGUGGAGGCUGCUACAUCCCAAAUGAGAUUUACCAGGAGGUAGAAGAAAGGAUGAGACUAAAGGAACAGGAGCUGAAUAAGAAACACAAAGAGGAGCUGAGCAGGAAAGAA
Messenger RNA from Polyodon spathula (Mississippi paddlefish), 812 nucleotides. RefSeq names its product GTPase IMAP family member 9-like. The record is from RefSeq and is a predicted model, not a curated record. The annotation marks the transcript as partial. Gene Ontology annotation, molecular function: GTP binding. The transcript has 2 exons. Lineage: Eukaryota; Metazoa; Chordata; Actinopteri; Acipenseriformes; Polyodontidae.